Messenger RNA from Emiliania huxleyi CCMP1516, 952 nucleotides. Its product is annotated as putative peroxisomal multifunctional beta-oxidation protein. The coding region runs from base 33 to 887 and encodes 284 amino acids. Lineage: Eukaryota; Haptophyta; Isochrysidales; Noelaerhabdaceae. Gene Ontology annotation, cellular component: peroxisome. The record is from RefSeq and is a predicted model, not a curated record. The transcript has 5 exons.
GGCCGGUCCGGUAGCCGAGAGAGCCCGCGCCGAUGAGUUCGACGCGGUCGGGGGGGCCUGCGGAGAGGCCAGCGAGAUGGCGAUUGCUGUACUUCAUGGUGUCAUCAAGUGACUGGCUGACUCGCCAGAGGUCGAUGGUCGACUUUCCGUCGCCAACCCUGCUCCGCCUCGCGUCGUCCGGACUGGCGCUGCCCGGAGCGCGUGCGCUGCUGGACGCCGAGAGGUACAUCGAGCGUGUCCGGGACGUCCCAUCGGCCGAGGGCGCACACACGCUCACGUACCAGUCCCGCCUGCUCGGCGUCGUCCCGAAGCGGAACGGUGCUCUCAUACACACCGCCGGCGAGCUGUUUGACGGCGGAGGCGCUCUGCUCUACCGCAUGCGCGCCUCCGCCUACGCUCUCGGCGCCACCAGCGUGGCCGCCUCCGGCUGUGAGCCGUCGGCGCCGCCGACACCGCCGCCGCCGCGGGCGUGCGAUGCGUCUCACACCGAGUGCGUCGGCGCGCAGCAGGCGCGGCUCUACCGCCUCAGCGGCGACUACAAUCCGCUGCACGUCGACCCGGCCGCCGCGCGCGCACAGGGAUUCGAGUCGCCAAUCCUGCACGGCUUGUGCACGCUCGGCUACGCGGUGCGAGCGGUGCUGCUCCUCUGCGCGCGCGGCGACGCGGCCCGCUUCAGGGCGGUGCGCGCACGCUUCGUCGGCACCGUUUCGCCAGGCGACGUCGUGCGCACUCGCGUGUGGGCCGAAGGGCGGCGGGUGGUCUUUGUGGCGGAGGCCAAGGGCGGGGAGGAGCAGGAGGGCGCGUCCAGGAUGGUCAUCGGCAACGCGUACGUUGAGCUCGACAGGGACGCGGAGCUGGCCGUGCCAAGGCCAGUGGCCAGACUCUGAUCCGAGUUACGGUUGGUACAUGGUAUGCUGUUAGUACUCUCACGAAGAAGAACGGAAAUGAAAAC